This is a messenger RNA of Actinia tenebrosa (Australian red waratah sea anemone), 1989 nucleotides long. RefSeq lists its product as uncharacterized. Lineage: Eukaryota; Metazoa; Cnidaria; Anthozoa; Actiniaria; Actiniidae. The record is from RefSeq and is a predicted model, not a curated record. Gene Ontology annotation, biological process: signal transduction.
GUUUGAAGCAAACGGUCAGGGCUAUUCAAACAAAGAUAGCAGAUAUAAACUUGAGUGAGCUUGAGUUUCGAGGCAUUUGGUCAACUGAGUUGGACUCGAGUAAAUUUUCUUGAUCAAAGAAGAUCCAUUCUUCGACUUAUGAAUCAUGGAAACUCGGAUGUUUGUGACGCUUUUGCUGAUCGCUGGACUCUCGUUUGUGCAAAUGGAAGAAUCUUCUAAAACGACUGAAAGCAACCCUUUGCUCAGCCACAGUGUAGCUAAAGAUCUAACCACACGAAGCAUGGUCACAAAGAACAACGAUGACAAUGAAGGCAGCAGUGGUAGUGGAGGAAGCGGUGGUAGUGGUGGCAGCGGUGGCAGUGGUGGUAGUGGAGGCAGCGGUGGUAGUGGUAGUAGUGGUAGCGGAGGCAGCGGUGGUAGUGGAGGCAGUGGUAAUGGUGGUAGUGGAGGCAGCGGUAGUGGAACAUGCCUUUGCAAAGCUGGAAAAGACGGACGAGACGGAAGGAACGGCACCGAUGGAAAACCAGGAGAGAAAGGACAAGUCGGUCCAAAAGGCGAAAAAGGAGAACAAGGAGACAAAGGAGACAAGGGAGAGAGGGGUUCUCCAGGUAUCCGCGGACCUCGAGGAGAGCAAGGUCUAAGAGGUCCUAUUGGUAAGACUGGAAGCUGCACUUGUAGCGUGAAAAAAAAGGAUUUGAAUGACCUUAAGAAUAAGUACUCUUCCAUAAUGAAAGAGAAUAAAUUGCUCAACCAAAAGAUUCAAGAGAUGCAGUUGAAGAUAACAGGGCUAGUGAAUAAAAACGAAACAACUUCUUCAUUCGGCCUGUUCGAGAAAGUCCAAAAUAUCCCAACUAAAGGAGCUAUUUCAGUGGAGGCAUUCCAGAUCGACGGAACGACUUUCGUGGUCAUAGCGAGCAACUAUCACAAUAAUAAUCCACAAGAUAAACCAGUCUCGACAAUCUACAAAAUGACUGCAUCUGGCCUUACAGUCUACCAGAACCUAUUUAAAAUAAACAGAGCAAUAAAAAUCAGGCAUUUUGAUAUGGAUGGUCAACAYUUUCUCGCUAUAGCAAUCGUUCAGAACACUAUCACAGGAAUGUAUUCCACAAACUCUGAGGUCUAUAAAUGGGAUGGCAAGCAGUUCGUUCCUUUUCAGAAAAUUCCCACCGUCGGAGGGAGGGAUAUGAAGUACUUCACAAUUGACGAAUACAAGUUCCUCUGUGUUGCUAACAGUUACAAUGGCAUAACGACGGCAAUCUCUUCGACAAUCUACAAGUGGAACAACUACCAGUUUGUGCUCUAUCAGAGCAUCUUCACAACAGGUGCUACUGCUUGCUCUGCCUUUACCAUUGAUGGCCAGCACUUUAUUUCCUUUGGGCUGACCUCUUCAAACUUUGGUUCAGUUAUAAACAAGCUUCCUGUCCUCAAGUUUUCUGGAAUCAAAACUGGUUUUGUGGCGUUCCAAACUCUGGGUUCAUUGGUAGCUUCUGAUGUGACGUAUUUCCGAAUCCGAAACAACCACUUCCUUAUACUUGCAAACAAAGCCACACAAGGGAAGCACAACGUUCACUCGUUCAUCUACAAGUGGAAUGGCGCGAGUUUCGUUCGCUUUCAAAACAUGGAGACCUUUGGGGCAACAGGGGUCCGUUCAUUUGAGAUCAACGGAGAAACCUACUUAGGCAUCUCCAACUCCUAYAACGACCUAACAAUUAGUAAUGUAGUAGAGUCAGUAGUUUACAAGGCAUUUGGUUCAAUGUUUGCUGUAUAUCAGCGUGUACCAAGUGUUGGGGCAAGUGGAAUGGACUUCUUCAAUUACAAAGGUUCCACGUAUCUAGUUAUUGUCAACUACAGACACGGAAACAAUAUUCACUUGAUGAGCUAUUUGCAUAAGUUUCAGUAAUUCAGGCUUAUUGUCUUUGAACAUGCUGAAAAAAACCCAGCAUAGUUUGACUUGCCGUGUCAAAUAAUUAAACGAAGCCGAGAWAUAUA